CUGCUGUUGAGUCUGUCGAGUUGGAGAGUGAGGCCUGGUAAGGCCUUGUCGACCUUGGGAGGUGGAGGUUGCCGGCAGUCGCUCCAGCGGUGACUCUCUGUUGUCCCAAGGAGAGUAUUUAUAAAGCCCUUGUGGCACACGAUGCUGUGUUCACGAAGAUUUGGCAGCUCCUUGUGCUUACAUCCCAUCAACAUGAAAGUAUCCCUUGGACUCAGCUUCCUCCUGGCUUUCCUGGACCCGGGGACAUGUCUUCAGUGUGAGGUUUGCCACAGCAUAGGAAGAGGCUGCUCUGGCCCCAUGAAAACCUGCACUGGUGGUGAAGAUACCUGUGGCAUCAUUCUGCACGAGGUCCUAAUAGGGGGGAUGGCAAUCCCUUCAUCCAUCAAAUCCUGCAUGCCAUCCAACAUGUGCAACCAUGGUCCUGUCACCAUGAACUAUGGGAAGGUAAAAGCAAAGGGCCACAUAGCUUGCUGCACGGGUGAUGACUGUCAAACCACCUCUGUUUCAUUGCCACCAGAUGACAACGUGCCCAAUGGGUACCAGUGUCCUGCCUGCUACAGCGUGGACUCCUUCCAGUGCAGUCAAGAAAUUGUAAACUGCACCGGAUCUGAAACCCAAUGUGUUGACUUUGCUGGGUUAAUGAAUGCUGCCGGACAGACUGUGAAAGCUGCCAUGAAGGGUUGUACCACCAUUUCUGAAUGCAAUAUGGCAGGAGAUGGAAAAAACAGCCUGGGGAUGAUGGACAUAAAGCUGAAGCGGUUCCAAUGCAGACCAGCUUUUUCUAUGGACAGAGUGAUUUUUGCUCUUGCCCCUCAACACACCGUCUUCCUCCCUCUCCUAUCAGGAUUCAUCCUGGAGAAGGUGCUUUUCUGACUCUUGCUAGUGCUGGGUUGAGCAAAACCCAUGACAAACUCCAUCAGUGGUUUCUAUCUGAGUCCUGUUCGCUGUAGCUUCUCUGUGUAGUGAGUUUGUUUUCAGAUUAGCUCUGCUUUCAUAUUUGCAAAGAAUAAAGGCAGUACUUGCA
Molecule: messenger RNA, 1024 nt
Organism: Lepidothrix coronata (blue-crowned manakin)
Lineage: Eukaryota; Metazoa; Chordata; Aves; Passeriformes; Pipridae
Gene: PINLYP
Product: phospholipase A2 inhibitor and LY6/PLAUR domain containing
Exons: 6
Coding region: 142-873 (243 amino acids)
Cellular component (GO): extracellular region
Molecular function (GO): phospholipase inhibitor activity
Source: RefSeq, a predicted model, not a curated record